AUGCGUUUCCUUUCCGUCCUCGGCUUCGCGGCCGCGGCCGUCGCCCAGUUGACUUCGACGUCCCUCGAGAAGCACGUCGACUCGGCCACCCUCAGCAAGUCCUUCAACCCAAUCAAGGAGGCUUACUGGACCGGCUACCCCCACCACCGCCGCACCCCGUUCGCCGUCUCCCCCGACGGCAAGUCGGCCUGGCUCGCGUACCUCGACUCUUCCGAGACGGGCGUCCACGUCCAGCAGAUCGACCCCACCACCUUCGCCGCCACCGGUGAGCCCAUUACUAUUCCGGGCGGUAAGGAGGCCGGCGGUCUCGUCGCCCACAAUGACGGGUUCGCCAUCCUGACCAACGAGCUCCUUUCCGGCGGCCCUGUUGACACGCCCAUCGCCGUCCUCUACCGCUUCACCGCCGGCAAGCAGACCUUCAAGACCCCGCUCGGCGGCCCCAACGUCGACGGCAGCCAGGCCAUGGCUUCCCCCGACAUCAACGGUGACCUCGUCUUCUCUGAGAAGGCCGGUUACUACGCCGCUUACAUUGUCGUGACCGCCUACGAGGGUGAGGCCACGGGCCAUUUUGGCGACGCCAUCCGCUACGUCGACACCGCCGGAAAACUCACCAAUAUCCCCGGUGCUUCCUCCUCCUGGGGCUGCUCCCACAACACUGGCAUCGCCUUCGAGGCCGCCGACGCCGCGCCCUUCGCCUCCCUGUGCGCCGAGGACCAGGGUGCCAUCUGGCUGAACACCAAGACCCAGGGCAUGACCAACGACGGCGUCAAGGUCUCCAACGAGCACGUCAUCAACGGCGGCGCCAACGAGGCCAUGGGCGGCAUGUCAGGCUCCUACAGUGUCCUGGCCCGCUUCAUCGGCGCCGACUCGUACAUCUUCUCCUGGGUCUCCCGCGGCGCCAAGGACCUGACCCUCAACGCCUGGAUGGGCCAGGGCUACACCACGUCCGUCAACCGCACCAGCAACCGCAACGUCGCCAUCGCCCUCUUCUCGGACAAGGAGACUCUCGUCGGGGAUCAGGCCACCUCCGAGGUCGGGGCCGCCAACGGCGACAGCCAGAUCAACUGGGUCACCUCUGGUGCCAACGACUGCUCCAACGCCCACGCCGCCGCGUUCGACAGCUCCAAGGCCCUCGUCACCUGGGAGGAGAUCUCCAACCCCAUCUGCGACUUCGACGCCAUGGGUUGCCGCGGUGCCUUUGCCGGCACCAAGUUCCAGAUGGUCGGUAGCGACGGCAAGAAGCUCGGCGACGUCAUCAGCUCCGACGACACCUACGUCGCCGGUGACAUGGUCACCAUGUCCGACGGCCGCAUCUGCUGGCCCUACGUCGCUAUGGACUGGAAGCUCGACGGCCCCGUCCAGGGCUCUCCCGUGUCCAAGAUUUCCUUCGCCUGCAUGAGCGGUGGCACAGGCAACGGCGGCAGCUCUUCUUCUGCGGCUCCUUCGUCCGCUGCCCCUGCUUCCAGUGCCGCCCCUGUCGCCUCUUCCGCCGAGCCCGCCACCACCGAUGCCGUUGAGGCUGUUGCCUCCAUCAGUGCCGGCGCCGUCGACCCUACGUUUACUCCCGGCGAAACCCCCCAGCCCAUCUUCGUGACUCUUUCCGGCCCCGCCUUCACGCCCACCGCCUCACUUCCGGCCGCGUCCUCCGCCGCUCCCACCUCCGAAGCCGCGGCCGUUCCCUUCGAGUCUCCCGCUGCUUCCAGCGUCGCGUCUGUGUCGGUGCCCGCCGGCGCUCCCACACCUAUCUUCGAGACUCUAUCUCAGGACCCCGUGGCCUCCUCGGCCGCGCCAUCUGCCAGCGCUCCCGCUGAGGAUCUCGUGUCUUCUCCUUCCACUUCCGUGUCGGCUCCCGCUGGCGCUCCCACCCCCAUCUUCGAGACCUUGUCCCAGGACCCCGUUGCUUCCUCGGCCGCGCCGUCUGCCAGCGCUCCCGCUGAGGAUCUCGUGUCUUCCCCUUCCACUUCUGUAUCGGCUCCCGCUGGCGCUCCCACCCCCAUCUUCGAGACUCUGUCCCAGGACCCCGUGGCCUCCUCGGCUGUCCGCUCCGUCAGCGCUCCCGCCGAGAAUAUCGUGUCAUCUGCUUCCACUACUGUAUCGGCUCCCGCUGGCGCUCCCACCCCCAUCUUCGAGACCUUGUCUCAAGACCGCGCCGCCUCCUCGGCCGUUCCUUCGCAGACCACGAGCAAAAGCAGCACUCCCACCAGCGGCGCUGGCGGUUUCGGCAACGCACCCAGCCCUACCAAAUGCACCGGCCCCGACGGCCAGGAUAGCAGCACCCGCACAAGCAUCAGCAUCCGCACGAUUGUCACGACCGUAUACGUCACCGUAUAA
This is a messenger RNA of Colletotrichum spaethianum, 2331 nucleotides long. RefSeq lists its product as uncharacterized. The transcript has a single exon. NCBI's taxonomy places the organism in Eukaryota, Fungi, Ascomycota, Sordariomycetes, Glomerellales, Glomerellaceae. The record is from RefSeq and is a predicted model, not a curated record. The coding region runs from base 1 to 2331 and encodes 776 amino acids.